Gavialis gangeticus (Gharial) is the source of this 5427-nucleotide messenger RNA. RefSeq names its product inter-alpha-trypsin inhibitor heavy chain family member 5 (gene ITIH5). Gene Ontology annotation, molecular function: serine-type endopeptidase inhibitor activity. Gene Ontology annotation, biological process: hyaluronan metabolic process. The transcript has 14 exons. The record is from RefSeq and is a predicted model, not a curated record. Bases 123 to 2984 code for a protein of 953 amino acids. Lineage: Eukaryota; Metazoa; Chordata; Crocodylia; Gavialidae.
CUCCUGUCAGCUUCUCCUGCAGUCUCUCUCCAUCCCAGCCAGCUGCAGGCAACAGCCACGGCACCAAGAGGGGCUUUUCUUCCACUUGCAGGGGGAAGGACCCCCUUGCUGCCCCUCAAGCCAUGUUUUUCUUGCUGUGGCUUUGCUGCAGCUGCCCAGUCUCCUUUGGGCAGCCCGACUCUGAGAUCCUAGCUAGGUAUCUGGAAGAGAAGCUGAUGCUGGAUUAUAACUACUUUGACCGUGUGGCACGCAGAGUCCCAAGACAAGGCAGGUUAUUGCAGAGGCUGGAGACUAGGCCCCGGAUGGCCGAAUUCACGGUGAAAUCCACAAUCAUUUCUCGCUACGCCUUCACCGCUGUUUCCUGUACCAUGGUGAACAGCGGAUCUGAGGCCAAGGAAGGCGUGUUUGAGAUGCAGAUCCCCGCUGCUGCCUUUGUCUCCAAUUUUACCAUGAUUGCUGGGGACAGGACGUACCAUGGAGAAGUCACAGGGAAAGAAAAAAAACACAAAGAUGAAGGCAAAGAGAAGGACAAUAAGCGUUCUAGUCCCACGGACAAGGGGGAGAAUGGAUUUGAGAUGUUCAGGGCAUCUGGCACCAUUCCCCGCAAGACCCAGGCUGUCUUCCUGCUGCAUUAUGAAGAGCUCUUGCAAAGGCGUCUGGGGAAGUACGAGUACACAGUCAGCAUCCGGCCCCAACAGCUUGUGGGGAGGUUACGAGUGGAGGUGAACAUCCUUGAGAGCUCAGGCAUCAUUUCUCUGGAGGUGCCUCCUCUUCGAAACAGUCGGCAGAGAGGCAAUGGGAAAGUCAUAGAGGACAGCUCUCCACCUCCUUCUACCGUUGUGGGACAGACAAAAACUUUAGCUAAAGUGACCUUCACACCUAAUGUUGUACAACAAGCCAAGAUUGCCCGGAAUGGCAUUUUGGGGGAUUUUAUCAUUAGAUAUGAUGUCAACAGGGAGCUGAGUAUCGGGGACGUUCAGAUUUUGAACGGGUAUUUCGUGCAUUACUUUGCCCCCUGGGAUCUCCCGCCGCUGCCGAAGAACGUCGUGUUUGUACUUGACAGCAGCGCAUCCAUGGUGGGAACAAAGCUCCGGCAGACCAAAGAAGCCCUCUUCACCAUCCUUCAGGACCUUCGGCCUGAGGACCACUUCAAUAUUAUUGGGUUUUCCAACCGAAUUAAAGUCUGGCAGCAGGACCGUCUGGUGCCGGUCACUCCAAAUAAUAUAAGAGAUGCCAAGAAGUACAUUUAUAAAAUGUCACCUAGCGGAGGUACUGAUAUUAAUGGUGCUCUCCAGACGGGUUCGAAGUUGCUGAAUGAUUACAUUGCUCAGAACAACAUCGAUGCCAGAAGCGUCUCCCUGGUCAUCUUCCUGACGGAUGGGAGGCCCACAGUGGGGGAGACCCAGUCCUCCAAGAUCCUCAGCAACACCAAGGAAGCCAUCCGCGACAAGUUCUGCCUCUUCACCAUCGGCAUCGGCAAUGACGUUGACUACAAGCUGCUGGAGAGGAUGGCGCUGGAGAACUGCGGCAUGAUGCGGCGCAUCCAGGAAGAUGAGGAUGCCGCGGCCCAGCUGAAAGGGUUCUAUGAUGAAGUCGGGACGCCUCUUCUCUCCGAUAUUCGAGUUGAUUACCCCAAGGACAGCGUGGAGCAGGUCACCCAGAACUUCUUCCCCAACUACUUCAAUGGGUCCGAAAUCGUCAUUGCUGGCAAAGUCAUCAACCACACCUCAGACCGCUUCCACGUGGAGGUGACGGCCAGCAACAGCAACAAGUACAUCCUCCUGAAGACUGACGUGAACAUAGACAUCCCGAGUAGGAACGACAUCAGGGGCAUCCCUGGCCUGGAUAAUGGGAAAGGGGAUCAGAAUUACAUUGAAAGGGCCUGGAGCUACCUCACCAUCAAGGAGCUGCUGACUUCCUGGCUGAAGAGCGAUGACAGCGCAGAGAAGGAGCGUUUGAUGGAGAGGGCCAAGUCGUUGGCUCUGACCUACAACUUCGUCACCCCUUUCACUCGCUUGAAGAUGAAGGAGUUUGAGCUUCAGUCGGAAGGACUGGAGGAGGAUUAUGCCCAUCCUCCUACAGAGGGCACUGGGGAAAGUGUGCGGGGUUUGCAAGGACACAAGGCCCUGCCAGCUCUCAGCGUGCCCAAGCAACGAGAAAAACAAAGAAUCAGGAUCUCCAAAACUUCAGCGGACGGGGACCCUCACUUUGUCAUCGAUUUCCCCUCCAGCAAGCUAGCGGUCUGCUUCAAUAUCGAUGGGCAACCUGGGGACGUUCUCCGACUGGUCUCUGACCACAAAGAGUCUGGUGUAACCGUGAACGGGCAAUUAAUUGGAGCCCCGGCUCCUCCCAGAGGCCACAAGAAACAACGGACUUACUUUAGCACCAUCACUAUCCUCAGCAAUAAGCCAGAGAGAUCCUACCUAGAGAUUACACCCACCAAAGUCAUUCUGGAUGAUGGGGAAAGACUCAUCCUGCCGUGUGACCAGAGCGCCGUUGUGGGCAGCAGCGGCCUGGAAGUGUCCGUCGCGGCCAAUUCCAACGUCACGGUGACGAUAGGAGGCACCAUCAGCUUCAUCAUCCUGAUUCAUCAGUACAAGAAUCCUGCCCCUUAUCAAAAGGACCAUCUGGGAUUUUACAUUUCUAACAGCAAAGGGCUCUCCGCCCAUUCCCACGGGCUGCUAGGUCAAUUCUUGUACCGUGAGGUUAAACUUGUCCAGGACCCUCCAGGCAAAAGCGCUCAGCUGCUCGGUCAGAACCAAACAGAAGAGCCUAAGCCAGGCCCUGGGAAAACCCUGAAGGUGAAAGGUCGCCUGGUUCCUGUUGUGCAGAAGCAGAGGAAGAUUUACAACGGUCAGCAGGAAGUUGACUGCUGGUUUGCCAAGAACAAUGCAGACAAGCUGAUCGAUGGGGUCUACAAGGAUUAUCUGGCUUCUCAUCCUUUCGAUACAGGAACUGGCGUUGGGAUGAGUCGCCGACUGUAAGGGUAGAUCGCACUGAUUGCACCAGCGCGUGUAGCAUUGUUUGCCCUGCAAGAGCCUCUUGCGCUGGGUGGGGUUUUUUUUUUCUUGGUGCUCAAGCUUUUCCCUCUGGAAAUCUGCUGCCUCUCUUCUGUGCGGGAAGAACGUGGUUUGAGUCCUGGGAACGUGGGGGGAGGCUUUGCACGGAAGGAGGCCAGCACUUUCCUGGUGGGCAGGGCUGGAGGGGGAAGAAGGGAGCAGGUAUUGUUGAGUUCAACAGUGCAGAGAGAAGCUGGGGUAGAAAUAAAUAAACCCCCCUGCGGUGCUGUGCAAUAUCCACCAGCAGAUGGCUCAUCGCACACAGCUAGGCACAACUUGUAGAGGACCGUGCUUGAGGUGGGAUAAGACAAAGUGAUCUCAUUGACUGUGGAAAUGAUCUGGAGCACCACUCGAGUCAACCGUUGAUGCUUUUGGGUAAGGGGCAGGAGCAUGUGUUGGAAGAAACCCAGGGGCAGCAAAGGGUUAACAAGCCAAGCAGCUGCACUGCAGCCUUGCUUUCUUAGCCAUCACUACUGGGUUUGGGUUUGUUGGGAAGGAUGAAAUGCUAUCCCGGGGGAUCUCAAGCAGAGCAUGCCCUUGCGCGGCUUACUGCUGUUAGACCGCAGCCGUGCUCCGGAUGGUAACUCUGUCCAAACCAAUGAUGGUGACGGCGUAAGCCCCAUCUCUCGUAGCACCUUGGCUAAGCAGUCCUUCAGCUUUGGUUUUAAAACCAUGUUCUUUCCUUCCUCCAAAAAGCUCCUGCAUGGGCAUCCAACACACAGCUCAUCUGCUUCAUUACAGUACUAGGCACCUCUAUUUAAUGGAAAAGUUUUAAGCUCUCUGGACAAUAGGAAUCCAAUGACCACAGCGCGUGUCCUCACUCCUGUAUUUACAGAGACUUCUCUAGCAACUGUUACAGUCAGAGCUCCAUGGGAAAGAAAGCAGCUCAAAGGGUGGAGGGACGAACCAUGAUCUUCAUUUCUAAUCCCCAAAUGCCUAUCCUUCAAACACUCCUUGCCUCCUCUUCUGCACAGACGAGGCAGUUUGGAAGGCAAGGUUAUGAAUCAGGCCAGACACCCCCGCUGCAGGUGCCUGAAAGCACAGGGAGCCAGUCCAAAGGACUAGCUUGAGAUCUAUUUUAAAAUAUGAAGCAUCAUUUAAUAAAGCUGCACAUCAGCCACCAGGGAAAUCUUUUACUAGUAAAAUGCUGCCAGAGAUGAGUCCAGCAAUUAGAGACAUAUUUGUGCGGGAGGCCAAAGCUGAGCUAAUGUAUUCUCUCUUUCUGGGACUCAAAAAGGGAAGGGAGCAUGCGUGGAAGCAUCUUUUAAAACAGCCAAAUAGUUGUCAUCUGGAAAGAGAGCACUGAAGAACAGCUUUGAGAUCUAGCAACACAGGUGCACUCAUUGCUGGUCUUUUUGCUCACCAUGUGUUUUGCAGGAAAAGUCACCACAUUUUGGCAUCUACAGCAUCCUUCGGCUGCAAGAUCUACCGUUGAUCCUGUGUUGUGCAGGUGCAUUUAAGCUUUGCAUUUUGGUGAAUUUUCAUACUCAUUACAGUAAAACAGGCCUGGCUCUGAUUAAAAAUUUCCUAAGAUCAAGCUCAGCCAGGGUACCUCAAGUGCCAAGAGUUUGUGCCAAAGUUAGUGCUUUGCAAUUAAAGCAGAAUUCAUGGCCUUAGGCACAGAAACAAUCUUCCGCAGGGAGCUGGCUGCAACCCAGGCAGACUUUUGCUCCCACCCUAAUCCUCAAGCCAGGAUUGCCACAUAAGCUACCAUAAAUCUAACACUUGUGACCAGUAUCUAUUUUGGGGAAAGAAAAAAACAAAACCCUGCUGUUUGACUGGUGGGAGACCUGGGCACGGGCUAAGGUAGGGACCUCUUGCAAGUUGACCUAACAACCUAAGCUGAGAGUCCUGCAGCAGGUACACGGAGGGAGAAUAUUGAGGGGAAUGGGAACCUGUGCUGGUUAAAUUGGUUUCUGCCCUGAAAAGGUGGCAGGAAUACAUAGGCUGCUUUACAUCCUGCACUCAGCCGGCUGUUUCACUUGGAGUUGGUGGUCUGGGUACUGAUGAAGCUGCCGAAAGAACAUCCCCAAGGGAAUCGGACACUUUUGCACUGCACUUGUUGCCAUGUUCCCACUCCCCACCCUGGUUCAAUGCCUUAAGGAGACAGCUUGGUCUUCCAACACUGCCAGCCUGUAGGAAACACGCAGUCCAUUGAGGGCAGCAUUUUUAUGGUAGCGGUAGAUUUUUUUUUUUAAUUCUGGGUUACGAUGCGCUCCUCUAUACACACAAGUUCCCGUUCACAGAAAGGGACUUGUACUCUCAGUGAAAUACAGCUUCACUCCAUGCAGCAGCCAUGAGGGCACCUUGGUGCUCUGGGUGACAUGGGUCCACUUAUCCAUUUUCAUAAUAAAUAUUUUACAGUGAA